AUGUCGAUGUUCGGACGUUCAGCGCCUCCCUCGGGUUCCGUCAACCCAGAGCGGAUUGAGGCUGCCAUGGUAGAAUUGGAUAUGGUCACGGAUACAUUCAACCGCAUCGUCUCAGCGUGCCAUUCAAAAUGCAUCAACACACGGUAUAUGGAAGGAGACCUUAACAAAGGCGAAAGCGUCUGCAUAGACCGAUGCGUCGCGAAGUAUUUCGAGGCGAACAAGAAGGUCGGUGAACGGUUGCAGGCCGUCGGAGCGAGUUCACAACAACAGUCCGGCGGUGGUCCUGGAGGGUUCGGUUUGUAG
Messenger RNA from Stereum hirsutum FP-91666 SS1, 303 nucleotides. RefSeq lists its product as uncharacterized. Gene Ontology annotation, cellular component: mitochondrial inner membrane. The record is from RefSeq and is a predicted model, not a curated record. Gene Ontology annotation, biological process: protein insertion into mitochondrial inner membrane. NCBI's taxonomy places the organism in Eukaryota, Fungi, Basidiomycota, Agaricomycetes, Russulales, Stereaceae. The coding region runs from base 1 to 303 and encodes 100 amino acids. The transcript has 3 exons.